AUGGCGGCUGAAACGGAUAAUGGCUGGAAAUUUGCUCAAUGUUUCGGGGACAAGGGCGAAGUCGAAGACAUUACAGAAGCUGACAUUAUCUCGACCGUGGAAUUUGACCACACGGGUGAUUACCUCGCCACUGGUGACAAAGGAGGACGAGUGGUUUUAUUUGAACGUAAUGAUAGCAAAAAAGGAUGUGAAUACAAAUUUUAUACCGAAUUUCAAUCGCACGAACCCGAAUUCGACUAUUUAAAAAGUUUGGAAAUCGAAGAAAAAAUCAAUAAGAUCAAAUGGUGUAAGCGGCAGAAUGCUGCGCAUUUUUUAUUAUCAACGAAUGACAAAACUGUCAAACUUUGGAAAGUUUUCGAAAAAUCUCUUAAGGUGGUGGCAGAAAAUAAUCUUAGUGAUGGUUCGAGACCUCAAAAUGGAAAAAUCCAACAUUUAAGGCUACCUAAACUUACACAUCAUGACACAAUUAUUGCAGCUGUUCCUCGCAAAGUAUAUGCUAAUGCACAUGCUUAUCAUAUUAAUUCCAUAUCAAUUAACUCUGACGGUGAAACAUAUAUAUCUGCGGAUGACUUAAGAAUUAAUCUUUGGAACUUAAACAUUAGUGAUCAAAGUUUUAUAUUCGAAGAGCAAGAGGAUCCCGCAAAUAAAUCUUUUUUUUCGGAAAUUAUUUCUUCUAUUUCUGAUGUGAAAUUCAGUAAAGAUGGUCGAUACAUCCUCUCGCGUGAUUAUUUGACCCUUAAAAUUUGGGACAUAUCCAUGGAAAAUCGACCACUGAAAACAAUCAAUAUUCACGAUCACUUACGAAAUAAGCUUUGCGACCUUUACGAAAACGAUUGUAUUUUUGACAAAUUUGAGUGUACAUUUAGUGGUGAUGGCCAAAAUGUCUUGACCGGUUCAUAUAAUAAUUAUUUCCAUAUUUAUGAUCGGGAUGGCCUAACUGAUAUUGCUCUGCAGGCUGAUAAGAGUGCAUUUAAGGCAAAACGUGUCGUAUCAACGAAGAGUAACAAAAUACUUCGUGGAAAGAAUAAUAAGAAAGAAGAGAUUAAUGUGGAUGCUAUCGAUUUCAAUAAGAAAAUUCUUCAUGCUUCAUGGCAUCCAAAUGAAAAUUCGAUUGCUGUGGCUGCCACUAAUAAUCUUUUUAUUUUUACCGAGUAA
Molecule: messenger RNA, 1155 nt
Organism: Racocetra persica
Lineage: Eukaryota; Fungi; Glomeromycota; Glomeromycetes; Diversisporales; Gigasporaceae
Source: the annotation of a GenBank genome assembly